Molecule: messenger RNA, 1421 nt
Organism: Aspergillus homomorphus CBS 101889
Lineage: Eukaryota; Fungi; Ascomycota; Eurotiomycetes; Eurotiales; Aspergillaceae
Product: 3,4-dihydroxy-2-butanone-4-phosphate synthase RIB3
Exons: 3
Coding region: 423-1124 (233 amino acids)
Biological process (GO): aerobic respiration; riboflavin biosynthetic process
Cellular component (GO): mitochondrial intermembrane space; cytosol
Molecular function (GO): 3,4-dihydroxy-2-butanone-4-phosphate synthase activity
Source: RefSeq, a predicted model, not a curated record
GAUAUCCCUGUGCAAACCCACCUAGCCUUAUACAGAAUUCCUGAAGAUCAUUAAUUAACGCAUCGAGGAUACAUCCAGAAGACGAAAACAUCUCGAUUUAUCUGCCUCGACCCUCCAUUUGCCUUCUCCGAACCCGAGCUUCCGUAAGUCCGCCCCGCGCUUUACAUCCGGCCGAGAUAGAGUCAUACGGCUUGUGAUCGAGUGUUCACUUCCCCAUUGCGACACUUAUAAACACUCAAUUGGACCCAAUACCUUAUAUAUUCGCCUUACCGCGCACAAACGCAUCAUCCAUCCCGUUUGCAAUCCGCAGAAGCCCCCCCUAUCUUCGAAUCUCGUUUCGCCACAGUUGCCCCGCGUCGAAUCCCGCAUAGAGGGGCAGAUCCAAACACCCUCACUCAAGCGACCCAAUUAUACAACUAGCCAUGGCGUCGCCUUCGGACUCCAGCCUGAAGUUCGAUUCUAUCGAAGACACUCUCGCUGCUUUUAAGAAGGGUGAAUUUAUUAUCGUACUCGACUCCCAAGAUCGCGAAAAUGAAGGCGACCUGAUCAUUGCCGCUGAGGCCAUCACCGACGCCCAGAUGGCCUUCCUAGUGCGGUACACGAGUGGACUCAUCUGCGCCCCCAUCACCCCCGAAAUCGCCCAACGUCUCGCGCUUCCCCAGAUGGUGCUCGAAAACGCAGACCCCAAGGGCACCGCCUACACGGUCUCAAUCGACUCGAGCGACCCCUCCGUCACGACCGGUAUCUCCGCUCAGGACCGCGCCCUGGCCUGCCGCACGCUCGCCUCUCCCACAGCCCGCGUCGACGACUUCCGACGUCCAGGCCACAUCAUCCCCCUGCAGGCCCGCAGCGGCGGCGUCCGCGAGCGGAAAGGUCACACGGAGGCGGCGGUGGAGUUCUGUCGACUGACGGGCAAGGUCCAGGCGGGUGUGAUCGCGGAGCUGGUCGAGGACGGCGAGCUGGUCGACGGGGUGCCCGAGAUCCGUGGCAACAACGGCAUGAUGCGCCGCGACGGGUGUCUGCGCUUCGGUAAGAAGUGGGGGAUCAAGGUCUGCACGAUCGAGGAUCUGGUCGAGUAUGUGGAGAAGACGGAAGGUGGUGUCACGACGAAUGGGAAUCAAUGAACAUGAUGCGCGCAAAAGAAAGAGGUAGAUCGUUGUGGUUUGCUUUUCCCCUUCAUCUACUGUAUAAACGUCUCCCUUUAUGAGUGGGAUUUCUCCCUGUUCGCUAUGUACAUCUGGAUCAGGCUCUUUGGAUUUGUUCGUUUAUUGCAUCUUGCGCGGCUUGGGUGCUUUUUUUCUGCGAAAGGGUUGACAAAAGAUGUGGGAAAAAGGGAAAAAUAGAUUCUUGUCUUUACGGCUGAUAUACCUAUAUUCAUGGGGAUUCGAGGCUUAUUCUUAGGAAAAGAAAACUAAUACACG